AUGAGGGUAACAGCCUGGGAGUUAAGACAAAGACUGGUGAAUUUGCAGUUCCAGGAAGACAGGAAAUCCCCAAAUGAAAGGUCACAAAAAUUUAGUUUACCACACGAAUACCAAAGACUUACUCAAGAAGAUCAGCUCCUUUACUAUCUUCAAAGAGAAGGAAUGGCCCCCCCAGUUUAUGAACAAGACCUGAUUGUUGCCAGCCGACCCAAGUCCUUUAUUCUACCAAGGCUGGACCAGUUAAGCCGAAACCGGGGCAAGAUAGACCGGGUAGCCCGAUACUUUGAGUACAAACGAGACUGGGACGCAAUGAGGUUACCUGGGGAAGAUCAUAGGAAGGAAUUACGGUGGGGUGUUCGAGAGCAGAUGCUUUGUCGAGCAGAACCCCAACCCAAGCCUCAGCACAUAUACGUUCCAAACAACUACCUGGUACCAACAGAGAAGAAAAGAUCUGCGCUUCGUUGGGGUAUUCGUUGUGACCUUGCAAAUGGCAUCGUGCCCAGAAAGCCUCCCUUCCCUCUUUCUCCUUCUUAA
Messenger RNA from Echinops telfairi (small Madagascar hedgehog), 534 nucleotides. RefSeq names its product hydrolethalus syndrome protein 1-like. Gene Ontology annotation, biological process: cilium assembly. Gene Ontology annotation, cellular component: centriole; non-motile cilium. The transcript has a single exon. Lineage: Eukaryota; Metazoa; Chordata; Mammalia; Afrosoricida; Tenrecidae. The record is from RefSeq and is a predicted model, not a curated record. Bases 1 to 534 code for a protein of 177 amino acids.